AUGAGUCAAGCAAUAGUGCUCUCUCUCUCUCUCUCUCUCUCUCUCUCUCUCUUGUUAUUCUUCUCUCUCUCUCUCUCUCUCUCUCUCUCUCUCUCUCCUUUUGCUUUCUUUUUCUCCCCAAUUUCAUCUUUGCUCUCAUCUCACUUUCUUUCUUCCCUUGACUCAUCUUUUAAUUUUCUAUUACUUUUUCUCUUCCUCUUUGUAUCCUCAAAAGCUCCAUUUCCUUUUCUUUCCCCUCCCGCUCCCAUUCCUUCUUUCUCAUUGGUUUCCUCUCUACAUCUAUCCCCCUUUUUUUCAAUUUUAGUUUUUCAUUUGACACCGUCUCUCCUUCCAUCAUUCUCUAUCGUCUCUCCACUACAUUUAUCUUCCUCACUUCCUUUUUUCAAUUAUAGCUCUUCAUUUCCUCCCCCAACUCUCCUAUCAUUCUCUUUCGCUUCCUCUCUCCAUCUAUCCUUCUCUCUCUUUUUUUUUUCAAUUUUAGCUCUUCUUUUCUCUCCCUCUCUUCUUCUUGCGUUCUGCUUCGUUUCCUUUCUACCUCUAUCCUCCUCUCAUUUUAAAAAUUAUUUCUUUUCCUCUCUUCUUUCUUAUUUCUCCUUCGUUUCCUUUCGACAUCUAUCCUCCUCUCUUCCUUUUUUUAAUUAUAGCUCUUCUUUUCUCAACUCUCUCCUUCCAUCUUUCUCCUUCCCUUCCUCUCUACAUGUAUCCUCUUUCUUUUUUCAAAUUUUAUCUCUUCUUUUCUUUCCCUCUCUACUUCCUUUUUUCUUUUUUUCUUUUCUCUUUCACUCUUCUUCCUUAUUUCUCCUUCGUUUCCUUUCGACAUCUAUCCUCCCAUUCUUUUUUGACAAUGGAUGCAACAUAAUAAUGAUUUCUCUAGUUCAUAUUCGUCUGCAGUCAAAAACCAGUUUAUCCCAUUUAGAUAAGCGUCCUUUUUUUUCUAUUGCUUUUCUCCCUCUCUUCCCCUCUCUCUCUCUUUCGCUCUCUCUUUCUUUCUUUUUCUCUGUGUUUCUCUCUCUGUCUCUGUCUGCUUCUCUCUCUUUCUGUGUGCUUCUCUCUAUUUAUGCGUGCUUCUCUCUGUGCUUCUCUCGCUUUCAGUACUUCUCUCACUCUCUGUGUUUCUUUCUCUGUGCAUCUUUUUGUAUCUGUGUGUAUGUGCUUCUCUCUCUCUCUGUCUCUCUCUGUCCCUGUCUCUCUGUCUGUGUGCUUUUCACUCUCUCUCUUUCUCUUUCUCUCUCUCUCUCUUUCUCUUUCUCUCUCUCUCUUUCUCUCUCUGUGCUUAUUUCAUUCUUCCUCGCUUCCUCUCCUUCUGCUUCUUUUGAAACUGUCCGUCCACCACCAUUGCUCUGUCUUCUGAAGUAUCUACAAAAUUGCUUUUCCAUAAUAAUUACCAACAAUACACUGCUGGCAUUUUUAUUUCUUUUUUGUGUUCUUUAUGUUUUCAUUUAUUUGUUGGCAUUAAUCGCUUCUUCUUUUAUUCUUUCUUUCUUUCUUUCUUUCUUUCUUUCUUUCUUUCUUUCUUUCUUUAUUUCUCUCUUUAUUUCCACUCUCUUUCUAUUUCCUUUCCUCAUUCCCUCUCUUUCUCUUUCGUUCUUUCUUUCUUGCUUCCACCUUUUUCUCUUUAUUUCUUCCAAGCGUCUUGUCUUCCUUUUCAUUCUUUUUUUAUUACGCUUUCUUUCUUUCUUUCAAUUUUCGUCUUUGUCCAUUUCAUUCUAUUCUAAUUCCAACUUUUUUCUUCCAUAUUUUAGGUCUCUUUUUCAUUCAUUUUUCGUUUUCCUUCUUCUAGUCUAUAAUUAUUUCAUUCGUUUUCUCCCUUUUUCUUUCCUUCACGAUUCCAAUAUUUCUCUUUCAUUCUACUUUACUUCUGCUUGCUUUCUUUCAUUGUUCUAA
Messenger RNA from Acanthosepion pharaonis, 1884 nucleotides. NCBI's taxonomy places the organism in Eukaryota, Metazoa, Mollusca, Cephalopoda, Sepiida, Sepiidae. The record is from the annotation of a GenBank genome assembly.